CCAGCUCGUGGAAGUAAUUGUGUGUGAGUGAAAGAGGUGCAAACGCGUGGCACGGGGAUCCAUGUCCCGUUGCUGACGACGACUGCGGAGGACGAGGAGUUUCCAAAGCUUUGAGAACAUGGCGACUCUGCCUCUGGUCGCCACAGACAGAGGUUCACAAGCCUCGUGUCCCGCAUUUGCAUCUUCCGUAGUUCGAUCUAAGAUUCUCGACCGAGGGAAUGGCGGAAUUUCGAUGCCUCCUCGCAGAGCCCCCGGCGGCUCACGCUUGGAUUCCCAGGCGACAGACGCUGCCUGUGACAGAUUUCCAGCAGAGAGCGAGAAGGGUGACCGUGCGCUGUGGCAGCAAUCCCUCUCUCUCGAAGAAGGGCUCGACAGAGUAUCGGGAUUCAUGGCUGGACCUUGCAUUCAUCGAUGGUUGUCGCAAGGCGUUUGGUCGUGUCGCCGGGUGGCAGUCUUCGAGAUCCUGGGAAGAAGGCUAUUUGGGCAUGGUCGAGGUUUCCCAUGCUCUAAUGCGAGGAAGGACGGCUGCUGAACAACAAGCCGCAGUUUUGCAGGGCUUCCCACGAGUUCCUGACUGGUUUCGCAAGGUUUUCCCUUAUUCGGAUUGGGGAGCAGAGCUGAAUGCACGCAUUACCCCUUUAUUCUUCGAAUGGCUAGUGGGUCCCUGUCAGGUGGCAGAAGUGCAAAUCGGGGAUAAACUUUUGCGCAGUGAGGUGCAAAUAGAAAAGUGUCGCUAUCUGGAGACGAGUGGAUGCACGGGCAUGUGUGUCAAUCUCUGCAAAGUACCAACACAAUACUUCUUCACGUCGGAACUGGGGAUGCCGCUGUAUAUGGAGCCAAACUUUGAGGAUUUGAGUUGUCGAAUGGUGUUUGGCCAAAGCCCCCCUCCGCUCUCUGAGGAUCCUGCGCUGCAACACGGUUGUUUCUCCACAUGUCCUUCAAGUGCAGAAACAAGCCCCUGUCCAAAAUUAAGAUGACCAACAUGCGGCUGACAGUCACUGGAGAAAUGUCCCGACCAGUUUUGGUCACUUUCCACAUCUUCAACUGAAAAGAUACAGAAAGUUUUUCCUGCAAGUUGCAGCCUGUAAAAUAGGAAAUUCAAUCAUCGAACGAUGUCGCGUUGAAGUUCGGUAGAUUCCUGUAAAUAGCACAAGUACUUAUCCACUCCUCUUCGUGCCUCAGUGCUUCCUAAUGUUUGCCAGCAGACCGUGCCGUACUCGACGUGAAUUUUGCAAGCUGCAAACAUCUCAAAAGCCCGAAUUUAAGUGCCUACUUUUAAUAACUGUAUAAUCGGAACUGCCAUAAAUGCCGAGUUUCUGGAAGAUCUGCCUGAGCAGAUUCGAUUCAGUCUGUAUUCUCGAGCUUCUAAAGCUACGUGCAAAUAUCGC
Molecule: messenger RNA, 1388 nt
Organism: Marchantia polymorpha subsp. ruderalis
Lineage: Eukaryota; Viridiplantae; Streptophyta; Marchantiopsida; Marchantiales; Marchantiaceae
Source: the annotation of a GenBank genome assembly